AUGACUCCUACUCCAACUGCUCGGAUUUCCCAGUUCACUCUUAUCGCUGCACCCGUCAACUCCGACAUGUUAGCCCUUUUCUAUCGGCAGCAGUUCGCUGCCACAUACUGGCUUCCAUCAGACGGACUGCGUUCAUCCCUUCGCCCUGGAACUCCAUGUAGUGGUUUCCAGCAGAACUCAUUGGAUCCUGUUGGCCCUUCGAAGUGCUCUCACAUUCGGUUCCAUCCUGUUCAUGAUCUUUUCCACUCUUACUCUCUCGGAAAACCACCGCGGUUUCCGAAGCUUGAUGACACAGGCGUCGGCCGGCGUAGGACCUUGCAAGCCAAACGCACAUUCCGUGCCUUUAGAGAGGUGCUUCAGAGUGCUCUUACGUCUGGUUACUUCUACCUCUUCAUCUACUCACACCCUCACUCUCUUUGGGAACAGAAUUUCGACAUUGCAACCAAUUUGGCAUUCCCACUGCCCACAGAGCUUGAUGACACGAGCAUCGGCCGAUGCCUUGCAAGCCAAACGCACUUCCCGUGCUUCUGGAGAACAAAUACGCGCAGUUCAACGGCCGCCGAACUUGCCAAGUUCUCUUUGAACGCUAACCACGAGCCCGAUGUGAUUGACAGACUCGUUUCAUUUUACGAGAAGAGCAUCAUGUUGUCGGACGAAAUCCUUUACCGCCCGAUGAAACAGCUCAUCCGAAAUCAACCUGUCCACUCUUAG
Penicillium daleae is the source of this 711-nucleotide messenger RNA. RefSeq lists its product as uncharacterized. The record is from RefSeq and is a predicted model, not a curated record. The transcript is spliced from 2 exons. Bases 1 to 711 code for a protein of 236 amino acids. NCBI's taxonomy places the organism in Eukaryota, Fungi, Ascomycota, Eurotiomycetes, Eurotiales, Aspergillaceae.